AUGUAUAUACGGCCAGAUAUAAAACUGGCCACUUUUUUGAGGUUUUUGGCUACUGGAAGCUACCAAAGCACAGUAGGCAAUGAAAUUAUUUCAUCCGCCUCAAAAUCAUCCGUUUGUCGUAUAAUUCGUGAGUGUCUCCAAUUGUUUGAAAAUUGGAUUUGCGGCAAAUGGAUAAAAACACCUACUCAGGAAGAGGAGCAAGACACCAUGGCGUCAUUUUUCGAAAAAACAGGAUUUCCAGGAAUUAUAGGAUGUGUUGAUGGAACCCACGUUCGAUUUAAGGGGCCUGGAAAUGACGUCAAACAUUUGUACUAUAAUAGAAAAGGGUAUUAUAGUAUUAAUGCCAUGGUGAUCUGUGACCACAACAUGAAAAUUAUUUGUGUUGAUGGCCGUCAUCCUGGCGCAAACCAUGACGCUUUUAUAUGGGAAGCAAGCACCGCAGACCUCAAAUUGCAAAAUGAUUUUGAUCGGGGAAAGCGGAACUUUUGGAUUCUUGGAGAUGGAGGCUAUAAGCUGAAGCCAUUUUUAAUGACACCAUACAGGAAUCCAAGGGAUCUGGCCGAAACACGUUACAACAGAAAGCAUGCCAGUGCUAGAAAUGUUGUUGAACGAUGUUUCGGUCUAUUAAAAAACAGAUUUCGAUGCAUUAUUGGCUCGCGGGGAUUGCACUACUCUCCUGAGAAGGCAACCCAAAUAAUAAACGCAUGUUGUGCUUUACACAACAUGUGUAUAACAUACAAAUGCAUCGAAGAGCCAACGGACCCCUACAUAAACCCAGAUAUAACGAUGCCUAAUACCGAAGAAAGUGUGCAAGAAGAAGAUGACAGAGCAAUAUGUAUAAGAAGAAAUAUUGCAAUUAAUUUAUAGGUUUUUAGUUACCUACAUAAUAAUGUUAUAUGUUAUGAAAUUUACUAGUGUAAAUAAACCCCACACUAAAACUUGAA
Stomoxys calcitrans (stable fly) is the source of this 944-nucleotide messenger RNA. Its product is annotated as putative nuclease HARBI1. Lineage: Eukaryota; Metazoa; Arthropoda; Insecta; Diptera; Muscidae. Bases 1 to 867 code for a protein of 288 amino acids. The record is from RefSeq and is a predicted model, not a curated record. The transcript has 3 exons.